This is a messenger RNA of Trifolium pratense (red clover), 1339 nucleotides long. RefSeq names its product serine/threonine-protein kinase SAPK2-like. The coding region runs from base 217 to 1245 and encodes 342 amino acids. The transcript is spliced from 9 exons. Gene Ontology annotation, biological process: protein phosphorylation; intracellular signal transduction. Lineage: Eukaryota; Viridiplantae; Streptophyta; Magnoliopsida; Fabales; Fabaceae. The record is from RefSeq and is a predicted model, not a curated record. Gene Ontology annotation, molecular function: ATP binding; protein serine/threonine kinase activity.
AAAUUCCACUUGCAAUAUAACAUUGACAUAUAGUAUAAAUGUCAUCAAAACCAAACAUCUUUAAUUUUCCAAUUAAAUUCUGUGGUCAUAAAAAAGAAGAAGAAGAAGAAGAAUACUAUUUUUCAAUUUGCUAGUUGCAACUUGCAAGUUCAUAUAUUCAUCAAAAAAAUAUAACACUUUAGCUGUUGUAAUAUUAAUUCUAUAUACGUCAUAAGAAUGGAAGAACGUUAUGAGAUUAUUAAAGGUAUUGGGUCAGGAAAUUUUGGAGUAGCAAAGCUUGUUAGGGAGAGACAAAGUGGUAAACUAUAUGCUGUCAAAAUCAUUGAGAGAGGCCUUAAGAUUGAUGAACAUGUUCAAAGGGAGAUUAUAAAUCAUAGAUCCUUGAAGCAUCCUAAUAUCAUUAGAUUUAAGGAGGUUUUAUGUACUCCAGCUCAUCUAGCUAUAGUAAUGGAGUAUGCAGCAGGUGGAGAACUAUUUGAAAGAAUAUGUAGUGCCGGUAGAUUCUGUGAAGACGAGGCAAGAUAUUUCUUCCAGCAGUUGAUUUCUGGGGUCAGCUAUUGUCAUUCAAUGGAAAUUUGCCAUAGAGAUCUUAAGCUUGAAAACACACUUUUAGAUGGAAGCUCUUCACCACAACUCAAAAUAUGCGACUUUGGUUACUCCAAGUCUUCUGUUCUGCAUUCUCAGCCUAAAUCUACGGUGGGAACUCCAGCAUAUAUUGCACCAGAGGUUUUGUCAAGAAGAGAAUAUGAUGGAAAGGUUGCUGAUGUUUGGUCUUGUGGGGUUACCUUAUAUGUGAUGCUAGUUGGUGGUUAUCCUUUUGAAGAUCCAGAUGAUCCAAGAAAUUUCAGAAAGACAAUUGAGAGAAUCCUUAGGGUCCACUAUUCAAUUCCCGGUUAUGUUCGUGUCUCCAAAGAUUGCAGAGACCUUCUAUCUCAAAUAUUUGUGGCCAACCCUGAGAAGAGAAUCACUAUCCCAGAAAUUAAAAAGCACCCUUGGUUCCUUAAUAAAUUACCAAUGGAAUUUGUGGAAGAAGGGAAAAAUGAUGUGAAUGGUGUGGUUGAUUCAUCUCAAAGUAUUGAGGAAAUACAGUCCAUAAUUCAAGAGGCACGGAAGCCAGGUGAAGGCCCAAAAAUUGAUGGACAAUUUGUUGGAGGAGGCAUGGAUUUUGAUGAGAUGGAUGCAGAUGAUGAUUUUGAUGAUGAUAUAGAAACAAGUGGAGAUUUUGAUUUUGUUUGUGAUAUGUGAGUGAUUAAAUGAGUGAAUGAGUGUUAGAUUUUUGUGUUUUGAACAAUUGUCUAUAAACAUUGAAAGGUUCAAGAUAAGUUGUUUUUUAUGUGCA